AUGGACGAGGAACAUCUUCACGACGAUCUGCAUGUUUUUAAAGACAGAAACUUCUUCCAGCAGAAGCUGAGAUCCUUUUUCACCGUCUACUUGUUGCUGGUCCUCUCCUUCUUCCUGACCAUCACCCUCUUUUCUGUGUCGCUCUCCAGAGUUUCAGCCAUUUCUUCCAAACUCAACGAAGUGCACCGGGAACGGAAACAGAAUUUUUCUGGCAGGGAUUUUCUCUUGUUUCCCUGCGGACCCGGCUCCAGGGAAUGGGAAUAUUUCGAUGGAAAAUGUUACUACUUCUCCCUAACCAGAACGAGCUGGUACAAGGCGAAGGCUCAGUGCGAAGAGAUGCACUCGCAGCUGGCCAUCAUUAACAGCUACGCCAAGCAGAAUUUUGUCAUGUUCAGGACAAGGAAUGAGCGUUUCUGGAUCGGGCUCACGGACGAGAAUUCGGAAGGGGAAUGGGAAUGGAUCGACGGGACCGACUAUAAAACCACGUUCACAUUUUGGAAGGAGGGAGAACCGAACAACAGCGGGAACAAUGAAGAUUGUGCCCACGUCUGGAUCUCCGGGAAGUGGAACGACGUUUACUGCACCUUCGAGUGCUACUACAUCUGCGAAAAACCUCUCCCCAACUAA
Messenger RNA from Cariama cristata (Red-legged seriema), 627 nucleotides. RefSeq names its product hepatic lectin-like. The transcript is spliced from 6 exons. The record is from RefSeq and is a predicted model, not a curated record. Bases 1 to 627 code for a protein of 208 amino acids. NCBI's taxonomy places the organism in Eukaryota, Metazoa, Chordata, Aves, Cariamiformes, Cariamidae.